CAACCCCUCCUACACCCCACACACCCCCUCCUACACCAUGCAGGUACACUUACUAGGAAUGAACGCAGUGUUAUUUUGGUACAAGUUAGUGGGUGGACUGCCCUAUACCUGGCCUGGUGGUCCGAAUCUAAAAAACGACACCCUGGUCACUGUAGACACGAUCAAGGACAUCAAGAGGGAUAAGCUGUGGAUGGUUUGGACAUUAGUGUUUGGAUUCUUCAUUGCAGCUUAUUUUUCCUACGGUGGAUUACAGAUUAUGGAUAUAUUUGACGAAUGUGCUACGACUUUUACGGUGAUUUUGAAAGUUGAGGAUUUUAUUGGAAUGAUGACGACGAUUUUAUUAAGAAUCCAUAUGAUUGGUCAGGCUAAACGUUUGGCUGAUGCUUGUUCACGGAUGCAUAUACUCUGUAACACGCAUGGUUUUAAGGGUAAUCCGUAUUAUUCUGAUAAGUAUAUUCUGACUGUGGCUGGGCAUCAUCUGAUUGGCUUUAUGUGUAUAUGUUAUGGGAAUGUUAGUAUGGCCGUGGCAGAAGGAACAAUCCAUUACUUCAGAAUCGCAAAUUUGUUUGAGGCAACAGUGAAACCUUUGGUAUUUAAUUUGUCCAUGAUGAUGUAUUCUCAUCUAAUUAACCUUCAAGCUAAAAUCUACAGUCAAUUCCUCGAUUAUGUAGCUGAGGAUGACGACCAAACAUCACCAAUACCACCUCAGAUAGCAAACUGGACCACCUCACCUGCCAGAAUGACCAGAGGGACGACCAGAGGGACGACUCGUGUCAACACCAUCAUCCAACUACCUCAAAACACCGCUACUUACCCGACAUACACCAUUAACACAGAUAAAGCUAAAAUCUUACUGUUUGACCUCUACGAUUCACAUCAAUAUAUCAAAGGUUAUUUCCAGUUCAUGGUAGGACUUGGUCUUCUCCACUCUACCAUUAGUUCCAUCGUGAGCUGUUUCCUGGCUGCCAUAGCUGAGAGGAAGACGUUCCCAGAAUAUGUAGCGACUGUCGGGCUAUUGUUGAUGACCCUCUUCCCACCAUUUUUCUUAACUAAUGUUCCUCGAGCGCUAAACAUUCAGAGAGAAGAGCUCAGGGUGGUCAUCAAGCGAAUGCGUCAUGACAAGAGGGUGACUCAUAAGAAAGACGAGAUGGGUGACCUACUCGAACUUCUAGAGGAAGACCCAGGGUUCGACAUGGGAGGAUUCUUCACCCUUGGUAGAGCCAGGAUGGUUGACAUCCUGAGUUUCGUCGCUACAUACAUGGUCAUCCUGUUACAGUUCAAGGUUACAGAAAAUAAACCUGACAACCCAUUAUGUAUCAAUGGUACAGUGGCUGUUGGUACCCUGCCAUCUGAGUAGCUGUAAUGUACUGUAUUGGUGUGGAUAAGAGGCUGUACUGGUGUGGGUAUGAGGCUGUAAUGUACUGUAUUGGUGUGGAUAAGAGGCUGUAAUGUACUGUACUGGUGUGGAUAAGAGCCUGUAUUUGUGUGUGUAAGAGGCUGUACUGGUGUGGGUAUGAGGCUGUAAUGUACUGUACUGGUGUGGAUAAGAGGCUGUAAUGUACUGUACUGGUGUGGAUAAGAGGCUGUAAUGUACUGUAUUGGUGUGGAUAAGAGGCUGUAAUGUACUGUAUUGGUGUGGAUAAGGUGCUGUAAUGUACUGUACUGGUGUGGAUAAGAGGCUGUAAUGUAUUGGUGUGGAUAAGGUGCUGUAAUGUGCUGUAUUGGUGUGGAUAAGGUGCUGUAAUGUACUGUACUGGUGUGGAUAAGAGGCUGUAAUGUACUGUACUGGUGUGGAUAAGAGCCUGUAUUUGUGUGGAUAAGAGGCUGUACUGGUGUGGGUAUGAGGCUGUAAUGUGCUGUACUGGUGUGGAUAAGAGGCUGUAAUGUGCUGUAAUUAAUUAUACUGUAAUCAUUCUGCUUCAUUUACACACAGUUACAGGUCCUAAUUGCUUAUCUUAAUUUGAUAACACAAGUUUUUCUCACUUAUUUCCAUUUGUAUAUUUCUAAGAUAGU
Messenger RNA from Homarus americanus (American lobster), 2013 nucleotides. RefSeq lists its product as uncharacterized. The transcript is spliced from 4 exons. Gene Ontology annotation, biological process: sensory perception of taste. The record is from RefSeq and is a predicted model, not a curated record. NCBI's taxonomy places the organism in Eukaryota, Metazoa, Arthropoda, Malacostraca, Decapoda, Nephropidae. Gene Ontology annotation, cellular component: membrane. The coding region runs from base 38 to 1357 and encodes 439 amino acids.